AAAUGAUUGGUUAGAGACUGCGAUGACGCCUGGGUCACGUGGUAAGAAUCGUGCGUGCGGCUUUUUUUUCAGUACCCGGACACUGAAAGAAUGGGCAAGUGCCGGGGUCUGCGUACAGCUAGGAAACUGCGUAACCAUCGCAGGGAGCAGAGAUGGCAUGACAAGCAGUAUAAGAAGGCUCACCUGGGCACUGCCCUGAAGGCCAACCCAUUCGGAGGGGCAUCUCAUGCCAAAGGCAUUGUGCUUGAGAAAGUGGGCGUUGAAGCUAAGCAGCCCAACUCUGCCAUCAGGAAGUGUGUCAGGGUGCAACUCAUCAAAAAUGGCAAGAAGAUCACAGCUUUCGUCCCCAAUGAUGGCUGUUUGAACUUCAUUGAGGAAAACGAUGAGGUGUUGGUGGCAGGAUUUGGUCGGAAGGGGCACGCCGUUGGUGAUAUUCCUGGUGUCCGCUUCAAGGUGGUCAAAGUAGCUAAUGUCUCACUACUGGCCCUUUACAAAGGCAAGAAAGAAAGACCUCGAUCAUAGAAUGUAUACAGUCAAACAAUAAAAAGUGGAAAAUA
Oncorhynchus masou masou (cherry salmon) is the source of this 557-nucleotide messenger RNA. RefSeq names its product small ribosomal subunit protein uS12. The transcript has 4 exons. Gene Ontology annotation, cellular component: cytosolic small ribosomal subunit; ribosome. Gene Ontology annotation, biological process: translation. The record is from RefSeq and is a predicted model, not a curated record. Bases 91 to 522 code for a protein of 143 amino acids. Gene Ontology annotation, molecular function: structural constituent of ribosome. Lineage: Eukaryota; Metazoa; Chordata; Actinopteri; Salmoniformes; Salmonidae.